Molecule: messenger RNA, 1152 nt
Organism: Asparagus officinalis (garden asparagus)
Lineage: Eukaryota; Viridiplantae; Streptophyta; Magnoliopsida; Asparagales; Asparagaceae
Exons: 3
Source: RefSeq, a predicted model, not a curated record
GUUCAAAUAUAUGUGGAUGACAUUAUUUUUGGUGCUACUAAUGAAUCCUUGUGCAAGGAAUUUUCUAAAGUUAUGCAGGAUCACUUUGAGAUGAGUAUGAUGGGAGAGCUUACAUUCUUUCUCGGGCUCCAAGUCAAGCAAACUAAGGAUGGGAUCUUCAUUUCACAAAGCAAGUAUGCGAAGGAAUUGGUGAAGAAAUUCAAGUUGGAGAAUUCUAAGCAUGCGCCUACUCCCAUGAGUACUAGUGUUAAGCUUGAUGCGGAUGAGAGUGGUGAAGAUGUGGACCAAAAACUAUACCGAUGUAUGAUAGGUAGUCUUCUUUAUCUCACCGCUAGUAGACCCGAUAUCAUGUUUAGUGUGUGUGCAUGUGCACGUUUUCAAGCAUCUCCUAAAGCAUCUCAUUUAAUUGCGGUUAAAAGGAUCAUUAAGUAUGUUAAUGGAACUUUUAAUCUUGGUUUAUUUUAUCCAAAGAGCACCUCUUUUGAUUUAUAUGGUUUUUGUGAUGCCGACUUUGCCGGAUGUAAGGUAGAUCGCAAGAGUACUAGUGGAACAUGCCAAUUCUUAGGAAAUUCCCUUGUUUCUUGGGCUUCCAAGAAACAAAAUUGUGUUGCAUUGUCCACUACGGAAGCGGAAUACAUUGCCGCCGGUUUAUGUUGUGCUCAAGUUUUAUGGAUGAAACAAAGUUUAGUUGACUAUGAUUUGAAUUUUCAAAAUAUUAAAAUCUUUUGUGAUAACACAAGUGCUAUAAAUAUUUCCAAAAAUUCGGUUUUGCAUUCUAGAACCAAGCAUAUUGAUCUUCAGAAGAUCAUCAGAAGUAGGAAUGCGAUAUUCAAUGAGGAAGUAAUGUACAAGAACAGAGAUAGUGCCAAUGAUAGCCAAAGUAGUGGGAGCAACACUACGGAUACAGGUGGAUCCGAGUACAUGGAUUUGGAGGAACUUUCAGAUGGGGGCGAUAAAGUCAAUUCUAACCGAAGAAUGGAGGAGGCUCCACCUGCAGAGACGACUACCCAGGGUGUGGAGCUUAAGAGGUCAUCCAGAAUACCCAAACCGAAUCUCAGAUAUCUCUCAUCACUUGUUUAUUUGCUUUUGACAGAUAGUGAAGAACCAGAGUGCUAUGAGAAGGCUAUACAAGUGAGUGAAUCUCAGCAGUGA